Dracunculus medinensis (Guinea worm) is the source of this 879-nucleotide messenger RNA. NCBI's taxonomy places the organism in Eukaryota, Metazoa, Nematoda, Chromadorea, Rhabditida, Dracunculidae. The record is from the annotation of a GenBank genome assembly.
ACCAACUUAGGAGUGCAGAGAAAUUCAUGCUUAGAUGAGUCUAUAUAUAAAAUAAACGAUGAACAGCGCAAGUAUUAUUUGAAGUGUUUCAACCACUUAAUGAUGGUUACUGUGGGGCAUGUUGAUAUCAGUGGCGCGGUGCAAGGAGCUCAUGAGCAAGUUGUAAAUUUUUUUAAAAAGAGCAAAUUGGACCGAGAAAAAUUGUCGAAGAUUUGGGCAUUGAGUGAUGUAAACGAAGAUGGUUAUCUCGAUUUUGCAGAAUUUUCAAUAGCAAUGCAUUUGGUUGUUUUGUAUGUUAAGGGCUCUGUUGAUAUACCAGAAAAGCUUCCGAUCAGUGCGCGACCACCAGUGACAGCGCCUCGCAAUUCAGGUAGCUUUUCGUCAUACAUAUUUUUUAAUAUGGCAGAAAGGUUAUAUAUUUUUUAUUGGUGUGAUCCUGACCAGGUGUUUCGAAGAUCUGCAAUGAAAGCAGCACAGCGGGACAGAAAUCACUAUUGGAGUGACAUGGCUUUGAGAAUAGAGACGGCGGCUCGAUUAGACGAUAAUAGGAAACUAUUCCUCUUUCUUCAUAAAGCAACUAUAACUCGGGAAACGAUCAGUGAAAUGAUAAGGGAUAGCAAUGGCGUGCCAGUCAAGAGCAUUAAGGACCGCCUCAUAAGAUGGAAAGAAUUCUUUGAGAUCAAACUUAACCACGAAGCGCCUGUUGCCCCUGAUAUAGCUGAUACGGUUGCCGGACCAUACGUUUGCAAUUGCGAGUCUCCAACAGAAGAAGAAAUAAUCUCCGUUAUCAAUAAGCUUAAGGCCAAUAAGGCUCCGAGAAGAUGGUCUUCGGACCGAACUCAUCAAAUGUUAUCUAUCAUCCUUCAUAGCGUAUCUUGA